UAGUGCGGUAUUUAACAACCACCAAGUGAUACGCGCGACCACUUUCAUACCGGCCACUCGGCCGAACGCAUUUGCGCUAAGCGAUCAAUUUUUAAAAAGAUUUCCUUCGGUCGUGGUGUGGACAGUCGGCGUCGGCAAGACCGGAUGUGAGGACAUAGCCCAAGAUGCGGUGACUGUGUGCGGAUCCGUGCUUCGUACAGUGACUGCGCUUGGACAAUUAGUGCUAGUUGAUGGUGUGUGAUAAGACUUUUUGUUGGACCUCCUUGUGCCACUAUGCUCGUGUUUAAGAUAGCUCCAGUUUUCCUACUGGUCCUCACCGUGGGAGCCGAGAAGAAGAUCGAACUGCAAGACAUCGAGGAGGACAACCUUAAAAGCGAAAAGGAGAAGGAUUCAGACAAAUCAGAACCGCGAUCGGAAGCAGCACAGCCUGGACUCCCAUUGGAGUUCUUAAAGAAUGGACUCCUGCGGUAUUUCGAGGCUCCGACACAUCAGGAGCAACCUCAGCAGCCACGUUACGUGCAGCAGUAUGCCGUGACAGAAGCCCCCGAGCGACCGCCUACAGCGGCACCCAAAGCACAGUAUGGACCCCCCACCGCCCAGCAAGCAAUGGUUGGGUACUUGUCCAAUGUGCCUAUGCAGAUAUAUCUAGUCCCACAGUAUUACAGCGAUCAAUCUGAGCAAAAUGUAAACGCUCAAAAUGGCGUCCAGUACCACACGGCGCCUGCCGUGACUCGAGUGGCCUACCCGACAGCACCUGAAGCAGUACAAACACAAACGAACUACAUCGAAGUUCCGACAUACGUCACUCCGACGGGAAAAACUUAUCAGUAUCAGCAAUACUCAUCGCCAGUAACUUACGUCAGUUACACUCCGCAGCCGACGGUCGCGACUGCGCAAGCAACCGUUGCGCCAGUGUUAGCAUAUCAGAUGCCGGUAGUUCAAUAUCCUACGGCAAUAGUGGCGCCACCUGUUGCUAAAGGCUACUACCAGCCCGCGCAGUUUUCUGACACAAACGCCGUGGAUGAUACUCAGGAGAACGAAGAAGAACCGCAGAAGCAGUAUCCUGCUCAAACGGAGUCGCCUCACACAAAAUCUCCAGACUAUCCACGGUAUUACUCAGCUCGACAGCCUUUCCGAGAUGAGUACAGACACAAUGCAGUGCCUGAACUACCACCUCCAAAUCCUUUGUUGCUGAAGGGUCAUCCGCCUCAUCUUUCACACAUUCCGAAAGCAUUACCGAUGUAUCGGCCUCUUCACAAACCUGUAUAUAACGGUGGUGGUUUCAUCUCAAACGGUUACUCGCCGAGACCACCCGAAGCUUAUAACUUGCCGUUCAAGCGCCGCCCAACUUCUUUAUUGGAUUCGUACAUACCUUCGAGUCUCCAAAUUGAGUACCUGAAAAGAGGGUACAGCAAGGACCCCUUGCAGGUGUAUGAGGCGUUGGCGACUGGCCGUCACUACAACCACGCACCCGUGACUCCUAGGCAUUACGAGAGAGGGUUCCUCCCGAACCAGAUGUACCAUACUGCGGCUGGUGGAGUUACGUAUGGCCAUUACAAAAGGGCAACGAAGGCUGACAAGGCAAAUUGAAACAAAACGAACGAGCCGAACUGAUUUUAGAGGCUACUUUAGUAUGUGGUCGUAAUAGUUUCGUGACUGCACUUUUGUUCUUGUUAUUUGGACUAAAUAUCUCAUCGAAUUAGUGAUUACGAUCUUAUCGUUUAACUGUA
This is a messenger RNA of Ostrinia nubilalis (European corn borer), 1730 nucleotides long. RefSeq lists its product as uncharacterized. The transcript has 3 exons. The record is from RefSeq and is a predicted model, not a curated record. Lineage: Eukaryota; Metazoa; Arthropoda; Insecta; Lepidoptera; Crambidae. Bases 274 to 1590 code for a protein of 438 amino acids.